Molecule: messenger RNA, 1665 nt
Organism: Ctenopharyngodon idella (grass carp)
Lineage: Eukaryota; Metazoa; Chordata; Actinopteri; Cypriniformes; Xenocyprididae
Gene: cimip2b
Product: family with sequence similarity 166 member B
Exons: 6
Coding region: 347-1231 (294 amino acids)
Source: RefSeq, a predicted model, not a curated record
GGUCAUGUAACGUUAUCUUUACCAGGUCAACCUACAGCACCAGCCAUGCGAUUUUAAACUUAUCGACGUUUAGAACUACUGCUGAUAUAGCAGAGUUUAUCUUCAAACAAUUUAAUUGGACUUGUGGUGUAAGAAAACUUAUUUUCUGUUCGUUUAUUAAAUAAUUAUUUUAUUUAAUUUAGGUGGCUGCACACUUUAUCGAGUCCUUUCAUUCUUCACGAUGACUAGAGGACACUACGUCACGUAAUUACGCGGUCUCUGACAUAAUAAUGGCACGUGGACGCUCACCUUGACUCCCUCACUAGCAACCGUACACAACAUUCACAACUGCUGCGGGUUUAACAAUAUGGAGCAGUUUCCUCCAAAAUUUAGUAAAGUGCUGGUGACACCUGACCCGCAAUACAUCCCAGGGUAUGCAGGCUACUGUCCUCAGCUGAAGUAUCAUGUGGGCCAGACGUAUGGUCAGUUAACAGCAAAGCUCCUGACUUCCCCGGAAGUAUCUCACUCACAGAGGCUUGUGCUUCAUACUGGACACCUCCCAUCCAUAGAGAAGGACACAGAGCCUCACGAUGAGAUCUGGCAUGGAAGCAGCAGGAACCUGGAGACAAUGAUACCGGGAUACACAGGUUUUGUUCCAUUGCGCCAAAAUUACUUCUGCAAAACAUAUGCAGAAACCUGUCGAGAUGCACUAUCGGAGUUCAAACAGGAACAAAAGAAGAGACGUCGUAUAGCUUCUGCUGACCUCUCUUUUGCUGUCAGCAAAAGCGUCCCAGACUUCAAACCCAGAAGACCGGACAGCCCUCUGAUAGCAAUAUCUAAAGAUCCUGCCCCUUACAAGGCCCCGGACCCCUGGAAGCCACAAGGCUCCCCAUACCACAUGGAGGAUACCAGCCCACAUAAGUAUUUCAUCUCAGGUUUUACUGGCUAUGUCCCUAAAGCCCGGUUCCUCUUUGGUACUGGAUAUCCCAUCAUCACCAACAAGGCACUGAUCCAGUUUGGCAAGGAACUGAAGGCAGGUCAGACCUCCCUCAACAUGCAAGAGGAAUCGUCCACCAGCUUGCCUCUGAUACCCACAAUAUACCCCUCCAAAACAGGUCUCCUGCCCUCCUAUACGGGCCACAUACCAGGGUACAGAUUUCAAUAUGGCCAUACAUUUGGGCAGCUUACCCAUAAUGCUCUGGGUCACACUGGUACACAGAGGAAGAACACAGGGGGAAACAGACUGAGCUGAAGACCCAACCAUGCAACUGAAAUCAGUGAUCACACAUAACUCAUCUAAGGACAAUUAAAGUUAUGUGGGUCUUCUAACAAGCAACAUGUAGCUGUGGAGUUAAUGUUGUCAUAUUUAAUGAGAUUCACCAUAAUAACUUUAAAAGUGGUGGAAUUGGUAUGGUUUAGUAUUAGUAUACAAAAUCAUGCGAUGCAUUUUACAAAUUCUUCUGGUACACACAUGUAAAAAAGCACACAAUACAAACAUUAAUGACUCAACAAAUCUUUAUUAUCACAAGGUUCCAAUCAGGCACAAUUUUAAUAUCAGGAAAUAGAAAAAACACUGCUGUUAAAACUCACUCAUAAUCAAACCGUCCUCUUAAUGGGCUCUUGUCCAUCUUUGCAUCUCUAACAUCAGGGCAAAUGUGGUCAUCAAUAAAUAUCGCUACUUAACUA